AUGCAACAGGGAGACACUUCCAUAAAACCUGUCCUCCAGGUCAUUAACAUCCGUCCCAUCACUACAGGGAAUAGUCCACCCCGUUAUCGACUGCUUAUGAGUGAUGGAUUGAACACUCUCUCCUCUUUCAUGUUGGCAACACAGUUGAACCAUCUUGUUGAGGGAGAACAAUUGUCUAGCAACUGUAUUUGCCAGAUUAACCGAUUUAUUGUUAACACUCUGAAAGAUGGAAGGAGAGUAAUUAUUUUGAUGGAGUUAGACAUUUUGAAAUCAGCCGAAGCAGUUGGAUUAAAGAUUGGCAAUCCCGUGCCCUAUAAUGAAGGACACGGGCAGCAGCAGGUAGUUCCUUCUCCGGCCUCAGCAGCCAACCCACCAGCCAGCAAGCCCCAGCAACAGAAUGGGAGCUCAGGGAUGGGUAAGCUACUGUCAUACUACUUCGGUAUAAGAAAGACUAUAGGAAGAUAAUAGGGCACCCUUUUAGACAUUUCCCACGUAAGACUGAGCACUAACAUAAUCUGUUUGGUUUCUAGGUGGACUAUCUGUGCUCGAGUUACCAACAAAAGUCAGAUCCGUACCUGGAGUAAUUCCCGGGGGGAAGGGAAGCUCUUCUCCCUAGAACUGGUUGAUGAAAGUGGUGAAAUCAGAGCUACUGCUUUCAACGAGCAAGUGGACAAGUUUUUUCCCCUUAUUGACAUGAACAAGGUCUAUUACAUCUCUAAAGGCACCCUGAAGAUUGCUAACAAACAGUUCACAGCUGUUAAAAAUGACUAUGAGAUGACCUUCAAUAAUGAGACUUCCGUCAUGCCCUGUGAAGAUGGUCAUCAUUUACCAACAGUUCAGUUUGAUUUCACAGCGAUUGGUGACCUGGAGAAUAAGUCUAAAGAUUCUCUGAUAGACAUAAUUGGGAUCUGCAAGAGCUAUGAAGAUGCCACCAAAAUCACAGUGAAAUCUAACAACAGAGAAGUUUCGAAGAGAGACAUCUAUUUGAUGGACAUGUCAGGGAAAGUGGUGACCGCUACUCUGUGGGGAGAAGAUGCUGAUAGAUUUGAUGGUUCUAGACAACCUGUGAUGGCUAUCAAAGGAGCCAGAGUUUCUGAUUUUGGUGGACGGAGCCUCUCUGUACUGUCUUCAAGCACGGUCAUUGUGAAUCCUGACAUCCCGGAGGCCUAUAAGCUUCGUGGAUGGUUUGACUCUGAAGGACAAGCCUUAGAUGGUGUUUCCAUCUCUGAUCUAAAGAGUGGAGGAACAGGAGGUAGCAACACCAACUGGAAAACUCUGUAUGAGGUUAAAUCAGAGAACCUAGGCCAUGGUGACAAGGCCGACUAUUUUAGCUGUGUGGCGACAGUUGUGUUUCUUCGCAAAGAGAACUGUAUGUAUCAAGCCUGCCCAGCUCAGGACUGCUUUAAGAAAGUGAUUGAUCAACAGAAUGGAUUGUACCGCUGUGAGAAGUGUGAUAGUGAAUUUCCCAGCUUCAAGUACCGCAUGAUCCUGUCAGCAAAUAUUGCUGAUUUUCAAGAGAAUCAGUGGGUCACCUGUUUCCAGGAGUCUGCGGAGGCCAUCAUUGGACAAACCACUGCUUAUAUUGGGGAGUUAAAAGAGAAGAAUGAGCAAGCAUUUGAGGAAGUUUUCCAGAAUGCCAACUUCCGAACUUUCAUAUUCAAGAUCAGGGUGAAACUAGAGACCUACAAUGAUGAGUCUCGAAUUAAGGCCACUGUGAUGGACGUGAAGCCCGUGGACUACAGAGAAUAUGGCAAAAGGCUGAUCAUGAACAUCAAGAGAAACGCACUGAUGAUGUGAGCAGAGCAGUGCUGAUUGGGCAGAAGUUUGAAAAAGCAGAGUUGAAA
Molecule: messenger RNA, 1844 nt
Organism: Puma concolor (puma)
Lineage: Eukaryota; Metazoa; Chordata; Mammalia; Carnivora; Felidae
Source: RefSeq, a predicted model, not a curated record